GUGGCCGUCUUCCACUAAACAUACAGACCCUCGUCUGGAUCCCUCGUCUGGAUCCCUCGUCUGGAUCCCUCGUGUGUUCGUAUAGUUGUCAGUAUGUGUUGUUGUAUGUUUGUGUGGGCUUCUCAAGGUGGGGGACGAAGGGCGGCUUGCGGGGUUGAACCACUAUAUCUACGACAGGCUGGCUUCCGGAUCUACGAUUGAAGCAUGGAGGCGUCCGCAACAGCCUCUUCCUACACUCUAUCCUAGCAGACAGAAAAAGUCAUGACGUGCUCUGAAUCGUCCAAGCAGGCUAUGAUGUCAGGCUGGCAGUUCCAGAACUCCGAGCAGCCGGUUCCCUCGCGCGAGGAGCUGGCCAGCAGCUUCACCAUCAAGGCCCGGCCGUCCACCGACAUCUGGGCCAAACCGCCCUCGACCCACCGUUUCAAUGCCCCGGUUCUCUACAAGACGAUGCCUCUCGCGUCCUUCCAGAGGGCUCGCGUGCGAGUCUCAGCCAAGUGGACGACUCUCUACGACCAAGGCGGCCUGAUUCUUGCCCUCAACCGGCGUGGUGGCGGACAUGAUGACUCCGACAAAGACAGGAAGUGGAUCAAGGCGGGCAUCGAGUUCGUCGAGGGCAUGCCGCGAUGCAGUACAGUCGCAAGAGACCGAUGGGCAGACUGGAGCCUGUCUCCUCUGCCGCCGGGUGGACAGAGUGCUGGCGACAGUGCCGGUGCCGAUGAUGAGGGUGACGGGGUUGGUGUGACGAUCGAGAUGGAGCGACGGGCAAGGGACCAGACGCUGUGGGUGUAUGCAGUUGGCAAGGACGGCGCGAGGACGCCGAUGAGGGAGGUGACCUGGCUGUUCGAGGACGAGGAGCAGCUCGAGUGCUGGGUCGGCGUGUACGUCUGCCGCCCGUCGUCAGCGGCCGAGCUGGGCGAUCUCUACGUGUCUUUCUCCCAGCUCGACAUCUAGCUCAUCACACCAUCUUGCUCUUGCUUUUUCGCUUGCUAUUAGUACUAGUAUAGCAUCACAUCUGCAAUGUCUCUUCUCUCUCUCUUUCUCUGCGUUGUUGUUAUAUUUUUAAUUCAAACGUUGGCCGCGGAUCGGAACUAAACGGGCCUUUUUGCUAUCAGAUCCGACCAGAGCCGAUGACUUCCUCUUCGGGCUUAGCCUUUACGUAUCCGCCAAGACCGUAUUCCGCAGCACGCUAAACCGUAACGAGUAUAACGGUUGCAGUGUAACCAAUCGCUCGCCGUUAAAAGCUGACAUAAGCAUGCAUAGUCCUCCCCACCCUUGCGGCCUAAUCUUAUCA
Molecule: messenger RNA, 1291 nt
Organism: Trichophyton rubrum CBS 118892
Lineage: Eukaryota; Fungi; Ascomycota; Eurotiomycetes; Onygenales; Arthrodermataceae
Exons: 1
Coding region: 262-951 (229 amino acids)
Source: RefSeq, a predicted model, not a curated record